Molecule: messenger RNA, 3274 nt
Organism: Vanessa tameamea
Lineage: Eukaryota; Metazoa; Arthropoda; Insecta; Lepidoptera; Nymphalidae
Gene: Clbn
Product: Caliban
Exons: 18
Coding region: 206-3241 (1011 amino acids)
Biological process (GO): ribosome-associated ubiquitin-dependent protein catabolic process; rescue of stalled cytosolic ribosome
Cellular component (GO): RQC complex
Molecular function (GO): ribosomal large subunit binding; tRNA binding
Source: RefSeq, a predicted model, not a curated record
CAAAAUUUGCUAUCAAAGAUUCAAAGAAAAUACAAACUUGCUACGGAAGACAACUAUUAACGCAAGACAAUUAGUUCCAGAUUCAGCAACUAUUAGCUGACGAAAGAACUGUAUUUAUCUUUAAUAAAUAUUUAAUAGUUACAAGUUACCAAAUUAGUUUUACAUUUAAUUAAACUUGUAGGUGCUAUAAACGAAAUCUAUCAAAAUGAAAACACGAUUUAAUACAUACGACAUCGUGUGCAUGGUGGCCGAAUUACAAAGGCUGAUCGGAAUGAGAGUAAAUCAAGUGUAUGAUAUAGACAACAAAACAUAUGUAAUUCGGCUGCAGAGAUCAGAAGAGAAAUCGGUUUUGCUAUUUGAGUCGGCCAACAGAUUCCAUACUACACAAUUUGAGUGGCCUAAAAAUGUAGCUCCAUCAGGAUUUACUAUGAAGCUCCGUAAACAUUUAAAGAACAAGCGUCUCGAAAAACUAUCACAGCUUGGUAUAGACAGAAUAGUAGACCUGCAGUUUGGUAGUGGUGAGGCAGCGUACCACGUUAUAUUGGAGCUGUAUGACCGAGGAAACAUUGUACUGACAGACUUUGAGUGGACCAUCUUAAAUGUUCUAAGACCACAUGUUGAGGGAGAUAAAGUAAGGUUUGCAGUAAAAGAAAAAUACCCACUAGACAGAGCAAAAACAAGCUAUGAAGCUCCAAAUGCUGAUGCUCUAAAAGAAAUAUUUGGGAAGAGUAAACCGGGAGAUAACAUUAAAAAGAUUUUAAAUCCAAAUCUGGAAUAUGGUGCAGCUGUAAUAGACCAUGUUUUGCUGGAGAAUGGCUUGGCAGGUAACAUGAAGGUGUCUCAGGACCCUACCAAAGGAUUCUACAUGGAGCGAGAUUUGGACAAGCUUGUAACAGCUCUGAAACAAGCUGAAAUGAUGAUUGAAAAUGGCAAAAACCAAAUAGCGAAGGGCUACAUAAUCCAGAAGAGAGAGGAGCGUCCAAACCCUGAAGGAGGAGGUCCGAACUAUCUACUCACUAACCAAGAUUUCCAUCCUAUGUUGUUUGCACAAACUAAGAAUCAGCCUCACACGGAAUACGAAACAUUUGACAGAGCUGUUGAUGAGUUUUAUUCAGCACUGGAAGGGCAGAAGAUAGAUCUUAAGACUGUUCAUGUAGAACGAGAGGCGAUAAAGAAACUCCAGAACGUCCGUAAAGAUCACGACAAACGUAUAACUGAACUAGAACGCCUCCAGCUAGAAGAUAGGAAAGCCGCUGAAAUGAUAUCCAGAAAUGAGCCUCUCAUAGAACAAGCGAGAUUAGCCAUCCAAGCGGCUAUUGCUAAUCAGAUGUCCUGGGAUGACAUAAAGCUUCUAGUUAAAACGGCUCAAGACAACAACGAUCCAGUAGCCUCGUCCAUCAAGCAACUCAAAUUAAACACCAACCACAUCACACUCCUGCUCCAGGAUCCCUAUGACGAUGGGAACAGCGAGGACGAUGAAUGUGAUGAACGACUGAAGCCUAUGCUUGUAGACAUCGAUCUGUCCUUGACGGCAUUUGCUAAUGCUAGAAGGUAUUACGACCAAAAACGAACAGCCGCGAAGAAACAACAGAAGACGCUCGAAUCAGCAGAUAAAGCGCUUAAAAGUGCCGAAAGGAAAACGAAACAAACUUUGAAAGAGGCGCACACAAUCAGCAACAUCAGCAAAGCUAGGAAAACUUAUUGGUUCGAAAAGUUCUACUGGUUCAUCUCGUCUGAUAAUUAUCUCGUGAUCGCGGGCCGCGACCAGCAGCAGAACGAGCUGCUGGUGAAGCGCUACAUGCGCGCGUCGGACGCGUACGUGCACGCAGACGUGUCGGGCGCCGCCUCCGUGCUUGUCAAGUGCCGCGGGGCGCCGCCCUCGCCCAAGGCGCUGUGCGAGGCGGGGCAGGCCGCCGUCGCCUACAGCGUGGCUUGGGAGGCGAAGGUGCUGACUCGCGCGUGGUGGGUUUUCGGACACCAAGUAUCCAAGUCCGCGCCAACGGGCGAGUACCUCACCACUGGCUCCUUCAUGAUCCGCGGCAAGAAGAACUACCUGCUACCUGAAUUGUUACAGUUCGGUUUCAGCUUCAUGUUUCGAUUGGAAGACAGUUGCAUAGAACGUCAUCGAGAUGACAGGAAGUCGUUGGCUCCAGAUGACUCCGCUUCUGAUGUCACUUCCACGCAGGACACCGAGGAUGAACAAGAGAUCGUAGUGUCUGAUGAUGAUGAAACAUCAGACAAAGAAGAAUCGAAGAAAGAAUCUUUAGAUACAAUAAAAGAAGAAGUAACGAACGUUAAAACCGAGAAACCUUCCGACGAAAACGAUAGAAAAGAAAAGAAAACCCCGGAAACUUCACCGGCGAAAGUUAACAAAGAGACUGUUUCAGAAGAAUCUGAGAUACAGGACAACAAUGAAGAGGAUAAAAAUGAUCAAGAGAGUGAUUCGGAUAGCGAGAGUUCAGAAGCUGGAGUAUUUAAUACUCAUAUUAAGGUCGACCACGGCACUGGUGAAGUUUUCAUCGCGUCUAAAUCUCGGACAAUGUCUGAAAUGUCAGAUAAAAGUGACGAUUCCAAACUUCUAUCGUUCCCAUCUUUACCGAAGAAAGGUGGGAAAAAAACGCAGAAGGAGCAAAAACAGCAGGAAAUUAAGAAAGAAGAGAAACAAGGUCCCAAACGCGGACAGAAGAGCAAAUUGAAGAAGAUAAAAGAGAAGUACAAGAAUCAGGACGAAGAAGAUCGAGCGCUUAUGAUGGAACUUUUGAAGCCGGAUAAAAGCGCGAAAGAUUCGAAGAAAGCUCAGAAACAAAUAACCAAGGGUGGAAAGAGCAAGGCUGCAUCGAGGUUGCCGAAGAUCCCGCAACCCGUGCCCGUCCUGCUGGAGGCGGAGUCCGACGGGGAGGAACCAGAGCCCGAGCUGGAGCAGUCCGCUCCCGAUGCGGACAUCGAGAUGUUAUGCCAGCUGACCGGCUGUCCGCUGCCGGAGGACGAGUUGCUGUUCGCCGUGCCGGUCGUGGCGCCCUACUCCUCCUUGCAUAACUACAAGUUCAAAGUGAAACUGACGCCGGGUAGCAAUAAGCGCGGCAAAGCGGCUAAAACGGCUGUACAAGUUUUCCUCCGCGAGAAGAACAGUUCACCGCGCGAGCGAGACCUCCUGAAAGCGGUCAAGGAGGAGAACGUCGCCAGGAACUUCCCGGGGAAAGUUAAACUCUCGGCGCCACAGUUGCACAAACAUAAGAAAUAAUAUUUUUUAGAUACGGCAACAAAAUAAAAAUAA